CUGAAGUGCGGAACGUUCUUGUGCGAAGAACGAAUAAGCGGAAGAUUGGGAAGAACGAAGACGACGAGCCUGAACCCUGCGACGAAGACGCGACAAACAGGAAUAGGAGAACCGCAGACCUCCAGCUGCGCCCCCGUCCCCGCCCACUCCGGCUCUCCGCUCUCCGCCUUCCGAACCCGGUUCUGCCCGGCCGCUUGGGAUCUGUCUCCAGCUCCGCUACUCCAGCCUCCAGGAUUGGAGUUGUGUCCGGAAAGGCUAUAUUUGGUCCGCCAAUGGAAGAGUACUGGAAGAAGAAGCUUCAGGAGGAAGAAGCUGCAAAGGAAAAUGAUGUAAGCUCCACCACAAAAGGGAAUUAAAAGUUCAGAUUUGUUCAUACUUCUGAAUUCCUUGCAGCUAUAAACAUAUGUUCUUAUAUUAAAUGUUUGGGUCCAAGGACAAAUCUUCAUUACUGACCAGUUGAGAUCUCCAAUUUCAACUUUCAAGUAUACAAGCACAUCUACGGAUAAUGAGGACGGUUUGUUGAUAGAACAUUAGGGGAGAAAAAACUCUUGAACUUAAUUCAGAGGUAUAUAUAACAAACGUUAUUGAUUUGUAGCAUGAGAGAAAUAACACAUCCAAACAUCCAGUACAAUGGUGAAUUCAGUGAACUUUGUGCUCUCAUACAUUAGGGAACAUGAGUUUUUGUUGUUAUUUUAUAGUUGUGUCUUUCAAGCUUCACACUUUUUGCUA
This is a messenger RNA of Cuscuta epithymum, 729 nucleotides long. The record is from the annotation of a GenBank genome assembly. Lineage: Eukaryota; Viridiplantae; Streptophyta; Magnoliopsida; Solanales; Convolvulaceae.